Gamsiella multidivaricata is the source of this 2159-nucleotide messenger RNA. RefSeq lists its product as uncharacterized. Gene Ontology annotation, biological process: protein autophosphorylation; phosphorelay signal transduction system. The record is from RefSeq and is a predicted model, not a curated record. The transcript has a single exon. The coding region runs from base 136 to 1986 and encodes 616 amino acids. Lineage: Eukaryota; Fungi; Mortierellomycota; Mortierellomycetes; Mortierellales; Mortierellaceae. Gene Ontology annotation, molecular function: histidine phosphotransfer kinase activity; phosphorelay sensor kinase activity.
CAAAAUUUUAACUAACGACAUCCUCUCUUUUUUUUUUUUUUUUUUUUUUUUUCAUUGUCAACGUAUAAGCUCCUCGAGAACGCGCUCAAGUUUACGACGACGGGCUUCGUAGAGAUCUCGGCCGUGUCACCUCCUAUGUCUUCAUUGCCCCUCAGACCCCCACAGCCCGAACUGCGCCCUAUUCUGUUUACUGUUCGAGACACCGGCAAGGGCAUCUCGCCCGAGUUUGCUCAAUUGCAUCUUUUUCAACGAUUCUCUCAGGAAGAUCCUCUGCAGGUUGGCACAGGACUGGGACUGGCCCUAGUAAAGCUGCUGGUGGAGAGCUUGGGCGGCUGGCUCGAGAUUUACAGCGAGGGUAUCGAGGGCAAGGGCUGUGUUGUCCGAGUCCUGGUUUGGGCCACACCGGCCACGAACGAGACAAAGUCUCUCAAGGACGAACAAGGAGCCUGGCAGGAAAAGUCCUGCCGAUUCUACACGGGCGAAUCCGCUUUGAGCACGGACAGAUUGUGGAAGAUCAUGGGCGAGCGCAUGAUUGCCCAGGAUCUGAACAUGAAUGUGGAACGUGGAAACGAGCAAGAUAUUAGUCCAGAGGACAUGUUGCGCGACUUGAACGACCAGUCGCCAUGCGAUCUACUGAUUUUCAACGACGAUCUGGCCCGCCUCAAGGCCUAUCUCUCCUAUUGGACGGACGAGCACCAAAAAGCGAUGGGACAAGACAUUGACUCUUCCAAGGUUCCUACUCCGCUGCUGAUGCUGAUCUCCAUCUGGAAGCACAAGAAGGCCCAAGCUCUCAUCGACGCCUACGUGGAAUCCUGGCGUGAGCGUGGUGGAUCAGACCGCGCUGCGACAGUGGUGCUCAUGCCUAAACCUUUUGGUCCACUCAAGCUGCUGGGCUGCCUACGCAGCUGCUUUGCAACGAAUGAUGAUGCCCGGUCUCUGCACGAUCAUCCAGAGCUGACGGACAAAACUGAGGACGGCGCGAUGAUGACGCAACCGAGCAUGAUGCCUCUGAUGCGAUCUGCGACAGUACCCCAUAUCACCACCAUGGCAAUGGGCGUCCAGGAUAACCGUAUGCUUUCUGCGGGAAUCAUGAUCAAGUCGUCUUUCAAAUUCCCAGCCUCACCUGCGCCUCUCACGGAACUUGGUAGCGCCCCAGUGCCUCCUCAUUCGCCCGGUGGACUUGUUAUUGGUCCAAAGGACCCACCCACGGUUCUUUCAGAUAGCGACUCUCAAUCCUCACUGAGUGAUGGCUCUGUCACGGCCCCCAGAACUGAUCGUGACCCAAGUGUGAUCAAGCCCAAGACCCAGAGAUCGAUCCGGAAGUUUAUGAGCCAUCGAAGCGGAUCAGCGAGGGCGAUGGGCAAGAAAUCGAGCCUGAACGAGGUAGAGACAAUCAACUCGGGAAAGUCGACAGUUGUCCUCGGUGAACCACUUGUGUCCGAGGGCUCGGACCAGCUGGGGAUGCUCAAGCCUGUUCCACGGGUGCUGAUUGUGGAGGACAACAUGACGAACCGGAUGAUUCUGAGGACGUUUUUGAAAAAGCGCGGGGUCUCUGUGGUGGAGGCAGAGAACGGCAAAUUGGGAGUGGAACGGUUCCAGGAGGAGGUCUGGAGACGGCAGGGGCGAUCCGGGUUUGAGUUUGUGCUGAUGGAUCUGCAGAUGCCGAUUAUGGACGGACACCUGGCGACGAAGCGGAUCCGCGAGUUUGAGCACAGCAUGGCAAAGCAGCAUGGACUCUCUACACCAGAGGUGUCGGACAUCUCUGAGAUGGACAAGCUUUCGGAAGCCCAGGACAUCCCAGAGUUUGAGAAGAGGGGGUAUCGUCCGACGACGAUCUUUGCGUUGACGGGUCUCGCGGGCGAGGAGGAUAAGCGGUUGGCGUUCGAGUCGGGUGUGGAUGGGUACUUGACCAAGCCCGUGAGUCUGAAGACCCUCGGAGCAUUGCUUUCGAGCUGCCAUCCUAGCUAUGAGGAGUGUCUCAACUAAAAAAAUGUUCGGAUCCGGGGGGAGGGGUCCUCACCCCUGUCUCUUUUUUUUUUUUUCUUUGUGUUUUUUUUUUCUUUGUUUUCCUUUGCAUUCAUCCUUUUCUUUGAUCUUUUGAAGAUUCCGUAUUUUAUUUCGUCUACCUUGUAUAGUUUUAUUUUAUACCGCCUAUUUUA